AUGUCCGAGAUCGUGCGUUGGAAGCUAGAGCGAGGAGCAACCGUGGGGCUUCUCGAACAGUUGAAUGGUAGUCAAACAGUUGGCUCAACUGUCAUGACCCUAUUCAGCUUCGGCUCAUUCAAUCUACUAAGCAUCUUAUUGCUCAUCACGUGGGCGUUCUCUCCUCUUGGAACCCAGGGCCUGCUGAGGAUGGAAUCCCGACGAAACGAGCCGCGGGUCAAGGAUAUAACUAUCACCUACUUCGACGAUGAUGCCAGGAGUAGGCUCGUCAAGUGGCAGGAGCUCUUUUCAACUGGAUCAUUCGGCCCUACUCCAGGUAUGCGCUCUUUGACGUCUCUGUAUGCGACUCUUGUCACUACGCCGGAAGCUACGAAAUUCGACACCAUGGACCUGUGGGGUAACGUUAGGAUACCGUUCUUGAAUCACACUGAGAACGAAUGGAGAGACCUGCCCAGUAAUUCUAGUGAGAUUGAGUAUUCUUCUUUGGCUGGUAUUCCAAUCAGCAAUCUUGAUAUUGGCAACACGACCUUUACCGUAAGGUCCAGCUAUCUUGACCUCCGCUGCCACAAUGCAACUGUUCUCACUGGUGAUCAGGCACCUGAGGGCUUCUUUGCACAUUUGGACCAUUCAAUGAUGGAUACAGCGGCCUCGUCUGCGGAGGAUCUUAAGGACAAGAUCUUCCGGAUGCCAAACGGCACCUGGCAUGGAUACAACUUCACCAACGGGGAUGCGACGACCUGGAGCUUGGCUCUCGACCGAUUUGUAGAUCCCAUUUGGCUGCUCAAGAAUAGAACGACAACCCGGGAACUUGAGUCGGACGACCGUUCCGCCAAGCGCGAGCGACCCAUUCUGUUCAGGAACGAGACGGGCAUCGACGUCGGCCCUACGACUCUCCUGUUCGAGGCAUACGCCGUGAGUGCCUUCACCGACAAACAACUGCGUGAACACAAUCACGUCAAGGCCACCUUUGGCGUCACCCAGAAAUACGUCGAAUCCCGGGUUGCCUGCAGACUGGCUGCCGCCGACAACACGAAGCCAAGCUGCAGGGUGAUCAGCCAAAGACCGUCGCAGCGACGGCAUGCGCCAGAAGGCAUUACGCACCUGUCAUUCCCCAAGGUGUUCAACCUCCUGUCGCAGAGACUACCGCUCGUAGUCGGGGGCUCGGUCAACUACCAGGCGGACUUUUCGCUAUACUACCUGAAGGACCCAACUCUCAGGGACAUGCAAUCCGACGAGAGGGCGUUUAUGAAGUCCUACACCGCCGAGACACUGGAGAUCCGUCUAGCUCAGCUUCUCAAUACGUUCUUGGCCGUGAGCCAACUGUCUUUCGAAAUCGCAGGAAGAGGGUCUGCUCAAAGGAAAGAUUCGGCUAACGUGGUCUCCCGGUCGAACGAGACUGUCCCAGCUGAGUUGAGGGAGCUUGUGGUUGUGGUCCAAAUAUCAGAUGUGUGGGCAGCCGUUUGCUUGUCGUCGGGUGUUGUUCUCCUCGCGGCGGGGGUAAUGGGAGUGGUCUUCAAACAUCGGGCAAGGGGGCCUGAGAUCUUUGGUUACAUAUCAACCAUAUUCCGCGAUUCAAAGUACUUUGAUCUCUCGCCCAAGGCUGAUCUGUUGGAUGGAGGGGACUUGUCAAAAACGUUGAGAGAGCUCCAAAUCCGACAUGGCAAUGUUGGGUCCAAGGACGGAGAGCCGGUUACCGGUGUUGUACCUCUGGGAGACACGGAAAUGGACCAUCUCAACUAG
Molecule: messenger RNA, 1740 nt
Organism: Colletotrichum chrysophilum
Lineage: Eukaryota; Fungi; Ascomycota; Sordariomycetes; Glomerellales; Glomerellaceae
Exons: 1
Coding region: 1-1740 (579 amino acids)
Source: RefSeq, a predicted model, not a curated record